Epithele typhae is the source of this 2445-nucleotide messenger RNA. RefSeq lists its product as uncharacterized. The record is from RefSeq and is a predicted model, not a curated record. The transcript has 12 exons. Bases 1 to 2445 code for a protein of 814 amino acids. Lineage: Eukaryota; Fungi; Basidiomycota; Agaricomycetes; Polyporales; Epitheliaceae.
AUGGCCCGCAGGUCUCCCCCAGCCCCCGGCAGCGGCAACGCUUCUCGAGCCCGCCCGUCGCCCACGCCCCGCACGCACGCCCUCUCGCCCCCCGCCUCACGCCGCCAGAGCCUGUACGCGAUCGGCGAGGGUCCCGCCAUCCAGUUGCACUGGCUCUUCCGCUCCAACAUCCCCCGCCGCCGUGGCAUGUCUAUGCCCCUGGACGCUCGCAAACGCAACUUUUUCGGAGUCGGAGAGAUCAUCAGUGUAUUGGCUAACCCAUCGGAAACCCUGCGCUCGUUGACAGAAUCCAAGAGGAUGUUGGAGGAGACGAGGAGAGAGCUGGAGGAGGCGAGGGAGCGCGCGCAAUUGACCCCCACGCAUACCUUCUCUCCCCUACCUGGCUUUUUCGAUCGACCAGCGGAGCUGAAGGCGAUCACAAGAGCACUCGAAGGAGAGCCGAGCUUCACGGUGCUAUUCGGGGCAAGCAGUGUUGGAAAGACCGCGUUGCUUCGACAAGUUCUGACCCAACCUAACUAUCAUGUCCUCCAUUUCGACCUUCGCAUCGCUGGGUUUGCAGACCUGGCUAGUCUGUACAUGAGUCUGAGUCAGCAGAUGGAGGGAUUUUUCAUGGCCAUCGCACAAGACUCCGAUAUGCCCGGGUACGAACCGUUCGAGAAGGAGGCAUGGAGCUUCAAACACGAUAGGCUCAAUGUCGAGCGACGUGUGUCUAAUGCUGGGCAAUCAACUGACGCGCUCGGGUCGCCCGUUGGAGACAUCAAAACGAGUGACAUUGCGCGUUUGAUGGAGCUUUUCCAAAGCUCCCUCCUUCGGUAUUGGAACUUCCAACCUUCCCCCGAAGCUCUCCAAGCAAAGCGCCGCGAAGAACACGAAGACGGCCCAAACAAGGCGAAAGGGCGUCAGGAGAAACCGUCCUGGCCGCACCGCAUGUUUUCGAUGCGGCGCAAGCAAGCAGAGAAAGCCGCGCGAGAAAACGGCGACGCAACCCAGACUCAGGAGAAGAAGCCAGAAGCGCCGAUGAAGAAGAUCCCGGUCUUUUUCAUCGACGAGGCGCAUAAGCUCCCUGCGCUCAUUCGCUCGAUCGACGCGAUGAAGUGCCUUCUCGACGCGAUGCUGGUCCUCACGAAACAGGACCGUCUCUGCCACGUCAUACACGCGACGAGCGACCCGUUUUACCAAACGUGGCUGCGCCAACUGAACAUAAUGCAGCAUUGCAAGAUCAUCACCAUCGGCGACUAUCCUAAAGCGGAGACGCGCAAGUAUUUCCGCGAGCGGAUCCUGCCUGGCGUGCCCGAACAGCUGCGCCGUGGUCUGGAGUUCGAGAAGUUGUAUGAGGCGUUCGGUGGCAAGUUUGCACACUGGCAGGAUUAUGUCACAGACUACGUGAACUCGAACGGACGUAUUGACAUACAACAGUCGUCCCACUUCAUCCAAGCACACGCGCUGCUCAACUUGCACGUCAUCCACUCUUCGCAGGCCUCCCCUAAUGGGCAAGCCGCAGGCGAAUCUCCAGGCGCGCAGAACAAUGAAGACGCGUCCACUCACGCCAUUCACCGUCUCUCCCCACCAAUGCCCAUGAACACGGGCACCGGCCCAUCCGGCCAAGGCUUCCGCAUUUACAGCCCGCUCCAAACCCCGCACCAGUCCCCGUCCACCUUCCUCGGCGUGCCCUCCGGCAGCGGCAUCAUGGGCGGCGGCGGUGGCCACAGCGGUGCGAGCGCGAGCAACGGGGAAGAGGCGCCCGUCUUCCAGGCCGACUUCUCUGCGCUCCAGCUGCUGCGGGUGAUGAACCGGCUCGCGCAGCCGCGGACGCGCGCGCUGCCGUACUUUCUGCUCUGCCGCGAGAUGGGCGCGCGCGCGAUCGACGGGAUGGUCAAGGGCCGGAUCCUCGACCUCCGCUGGACGGAGCCGGUGUCGCGGGACACGGCGACGACGAUGGGGGGCGCGGGGAGAGCCCCCAGGGAAAGCGUGCGGCUGCAGCUUGGGCAGCGCGCGGCGGCAGGGGCGACAGCGAUGGAGAGGGAGAGGCAAGAUCCGGGAAGCAGCGGGACGGCCGUGGAUGAGCUCGAGGGCGCGGGUGCUGGCGCGGGGCCCAGCGGGGCGAGCGUCGGUCCGAGCUCAGCGGUCGGUGCUGGGGCCGCGACGGGGGCGGGGGCGGGGGCGGGGGCGACGGGGAUGCGGCCCGAGACGGUGUGGUCGGACGCGGAGAUGGAGCCGAUGUCGGACGAGGAGAUCAUCCGCGCGCACGAGCGGCUUGCAGGGCUUGCCCCGCCGUACCCUGCUUCGGGCGAAGAGGAAGAAGAGGUCCUGGGCCCGAAGCUCGUCCCGAUCUCGCCGAUCAUGCGGUUCGCGAUGGUCGAGGUCGUGCAGGAGUACUACGCGGACGAGGACCGGACGGAGAGCGAGUACGCGUCGCUGUCGGACGUUGAUGUCGAGGAGUACUAG